This is a messenger RNA of Portunus trituberculatus (swimming crab), 857 nucleotides long. RefSeq lists its product as uncharacterized. Lineage: Eukaryota; Metazoa; Arthropoda; Malacostraca; Decapoda; Portunidae. The transcript is spliced from 4 exons. The record is from RefSeq and is a predicted model, not a curated record. Bases 16 to 786 code for a protein of 256 amino acids.
GCUUUACUCGACUGUAUGGGAUUAUAUUAUCUGGUGUUUUUCAGAUGCUGUGGCGCGUGUCUAUUGUGGUGUUGGCGGCGUUGGCGGGGACAGGUCUCCUAUGAGGACGCCCAGCCCGCGGUUGUUGUGUCGGCGCCCUCUCCUGGCCCCGCUCCAUCAUUUGUGGUUCCCGCCCCGUCCUUUGUUUUUCCUGCCCCCGCCCCCGCCCCGCCCUUCGUGUUUAAUGCCCCCCAGCCCGCCGUGGUGGUGCAGCCACCAACCUCUGCCGGCCUGUCCUUCGUGCCGCCGCCUCAGCCCUCGCUGCUCCCAGUCACGCAACCCGCCGCCCCACAAUUCGGCAUCUCUCAGGGCGUGCUGCCGCCGCUGCCCCAGUGCCCCAGCACCUACUCCUUGGUGCACGUGACGUACCAAGGCAGCCUGUACCACUUCUCGUGGUGCUUCCAGCCCGGCCACCGCUUUACCCACCAGCAGGCGGCAGACUACUGCAACAGCCUCAACCACUUCGGCCAGCCCUACCACUUCCAGGUGCUCAGGAUUGACGACACCACCGAGGUCUCCUUCAUCCACUACUUGCUAAGCUACUACGCCCACGCCGCAGUGUGGACCAGAGACACCACCGCCACCGCGCCUUACAGCAUCCGCGGCUUCAUCAACAGGUCCGGCGUGAACCAGCCUGGUCACGACUGUCUGUCCGUGGAGGCCGCGCUGCUCGCCCUGCACAGCAUCUGGGUGCACGAGAACACCUGCUUGGAUGCCAAGCUGGUGGUCUGCGAGGCGCGAUACUAGCCGCCUGUGCACUGCCGGAUUGUCCACUGCUCAAUGUAAUUGUUGGAAGUAAUAAAGACUAAAAUGAUGAA